Molecule: messenger RNA, 339 nt
Organism: Macrosiphum euphorbiae (potato aphid)
Lineage: Eukaryota; Metazoa; Arthropoda; Insecta; Hemiptera; Aphididae
Source: the annotation of a GenBank genome assembly
AUGAGAUGUACCACCAGUUGUAAAAAUACGGUUUAUGAUUUAUUAUAUGCAAGUGAAGCGCAGGCGAAAAGUUUACAAUAUGGGCGAGACAUGGAGGCUAUAGCUCGUAAGGAAAUAGAAAAAAAUAUUGAUAAAAAAUUUGAAACGUGCGGUUUACUAAUAGAUCCAAUAAUCCCAUAUUUAGCUGCGAGUCCAGAUGGUCUCAUAGAAGACAUUGCCAUUUUGGAAAUUAAAUGUCCCUUUUCUGCCAAGGAUACAUUAAAUGCAAUAGAUGCCGUGAAAAAUAAACUUCUACAGUAUUGUAAAAUAAUCGAUGGAUCAAUUAAGCUAAAACUAUAA